AAUGCUGUGGGGGGAAUGCAUCAGCACAAAGAGAAAGCACAGUCUAAUGCACUUGAGAAGAAAGAGCUCAGCAACUUGUCAGAGCAUCUGAUACCAGGCAUAGUCAAUGUGACUCCCAGGCAGGCUGCAUGCCAAACUGUCAGGGUUUCGCUCAGUGCAAAAGCCCCUGACAGACUAGUAUGUAACAUGCCUUGCAGACACAACACACAUCUCACGCUAGCAGCUGUGCCUGGACUCUUCUGCUUCAGCAAAAAGGGCCGUCUCAGAAUAGCUGCUGACGUCACAUAGGUGUCAACUGGCAACCACUGUGACUAUGAACGAUGUGUCCCCUUCUGUGUCUGCGCCAGCUAUUUAACUGCCUGCAUUCACUUUCAAGUUCAAAGUAUCUAAGCGGUGGCACUUUCACAGCCAGACAGAGAAAGAAGGCUGUCAAUGAGAUCUGCAGAGUGAGGGCAAUGGGAGACUUGUAGUAAAGGGGGAUAACAGUCAUAGACAUUGGAGGAGGUAUGAAUAUUGCCUGACAUGACAGCAGUUUUCCUAUCACUGUUUGUCAAAUGGGGCUGUUUAAACAGGGCUGGUCCUUGUUCAGACAGUUACCCUUAUAGUCAAUUACAUCUUUGCUUGCUGAAGACCUCCCAAAUUCAUGGAUAAUAAACAAAAUCCAUGUCCUUGGUUUUUUUGCUAUGGUCAGAUUUUUUUACUUCUUAUUAUGAAUUUCGGGCUGCUGGCGGGACAAGUCCAAUGUUGCACAGAGGAAUGUCACUGUGAGCACUUAAUAGUGAACUGCACGGACAAGCAGAUGGAAGAGUUUCCCACGGCAAUCCCAAUGGACACCAGGCAGCUGGUUCUAACUCGCAAUAAUCUCACCUAUCUUCCUUCUGUGGAGCUAAACCUCUUGAUUGACCUGGUGUACUUGGACUGUAGCCGCAAUAUGCUGGGAGAUUCUCUGGAGGCUACGUUCAUUGCUUUGCCCUUGGUUUACCUGGACCUGAGUCACAACAACAUCUCUAAAAUAACUGCAAGUACUUUUUAUCUUCUCAACAACCUCGUAGUUCUAAAGCUUUCAGACAACCCCAACCUGCAAGAGAUUGAGAAGGACUCUUUUGCCAACAAUACAGGGCUACGUCACCUGGACCUCAGCGGAACAGCCCUGACGUAUCUGGAUGUGAGUACAGUGAGCUCACUGCCAAGUCUACGAACACUAGGCCUCAGCUUUAGUCCUUGGGACUGUUACUGCCCUCUAAAAGAGUUCCUCAAGUGGGUGAUGGAGACUGAUGUUUACUUCAUAGAUGCAGAAAAUAUGACGUGUAACACUCCUAUUCAUAUACGUGGCCUACUUCUGAAAGAUACAGAACCCCACAUCAACCUAAUGUGCAUUCCCAGCCUGUACGAACGAGACUACCUUUUUCUCGGACUAGUGGGAUUUGUUAUCUUUGGUUCUGGCAUUGUUAUAGCGUGGCUGACUGCUGUUUGUGUUGUCAUCUAUGACCGUUUGUGCGGUUCCACUGAUGAUGAUGAAGAUGAGGAUGAAGAACCUCCUCCACCCCCAAAACCAAAGAAAAAAGAAGAAUCAGAUGUAUAGACAUGUGUAGAUGCCAACAGGGUUCAGCAACACUAUCUGUUGUGCAGUAAAACAAUACAUUGGAUAAGAGAAUCAUCUUCUGAUGGAUAAAGGAGAUGAUGAACGGACCUGAUUUGCAAUAAUUAGCUGUAGUAGCUCGAGCUGGAAAGCAAACAACUCCAGAACCACAUGAUUGCACUUCAUCUAGAGACCACUUGGCCAGGCUGCCUAUAAAGAGGUUAACUUAUAAUGUAGUGAAAAUAACCGCAGCUUCAUUUGGUAAAUCACUGCAGAAAAUAUAUGACCUAAAUGAGCAGCAGAGGAGUGGCCUCGUGGUUAGCACUUUUAUCUUGCAUUACCAGGGUCCUGGAACGUUGCCCUUAGUGUGUUUGUGCUAAGGUAUCAACUUUAAAUAGUAAGCUCCACUGGGGAAUGGACUAGUUUAAAUGUGGGGGAGAAACUCUGCAAAGCCCCAUGAUAUUUGUUGUCUACAAAUAAAGGAUAGUAUAGGUCCUUGCCCACCCCCAAGGACCUGCAUUAAUACUUUUAAAUACGUAAUAAAUUAAUAUUAAUUAAUACUGGGGGGUCAGGGCAUUAAGGAGUGAUGAGGCAUUUGCUACUUGUCUUUUAUGUUGUUUUAAGAGUUAGAAGAAAUUCAGCAGAACAUCAUUCUAGCACUGUACCUAACCUCACUGUGAUACUGUACAUAACCUCAGAAUGACUUCUGUCCAUUAAGACCUGAUUCUGUCCACAUAUCAUUGACACGUUGCACAGACUGACAGUACUUUUAAUGCCCACUUCCAGGCAGGCCCGGACUGGCAAUCUGUAGGUUCUGGCAAAUGCCAGA
Messenger RNA from Xenopus laevis (African clawed frog), 2408 nucleotides. It is a transcript of the gene lrrc52.L, whose product is annotated as leucine rich repeat containing 52 L homeolog. Gene Ontology annotation, cellular component: plasma membrane; voltage-gated potassium channel complex. Gene Ontology annotation, molecular function: potassium channel activator activity; transmembrane transporter binding; voltage-gated potassium channel activity. Gene Ontology annotation, biological process: potassium ion transmembrane transport; monoatomic cation transmembrane transport; potassium ion transport. NCBI's taxonomy places the organism in Eukaryota, Metazoa, Chordata, Amphibia, Anura, Pipidae. The coding region runs from base 644 to 1582 and encodes 312 amino acids. The record is from RefSeq and is a predicted model, not a curated record. The transcript has 2 exons.